Durotheca rogersii is the source of this 1491-nucleotide messenger RNA. Its product is annotated as FAD dependent oxidoreductase. Gene Ontology annotation, cellular component: cytoplasm. NCBI's taxonomy places the organism in Eukaryota, Fungi, Ascomycota, Sordariomycetes, Xylariales, Xylariaceae. The coding region runs from base 1 to 1491 and encodes 496 amino acids. The record is from RefSeq and is a predicted model, not a curated record. The transcript has 3 exons. Gene Ontology annotation, molecular function: oxidoreductase activity.
AUGACCGGACCCUUCCCCGUCCCGAACCCGACGGUCCCGUACUGGCGGACGGAGCUGCACGCGCUCGACUCUCACCGCAGCACGCCGGAGCUGCCCCAGGAGCAGGACAUCGUCAUCAUCGGUGCCGGGUUCGCCGGUGCCGCCCUGGCACACUACUUGCUCAAGGACGAGGACGGGGACGACGGCGACAGCGAGACACCCCGGGCUCCGAGGCCGAGGCCGAGGCCGAGCGUAACCAUCUUAGAGGCCCGCGAGGCCUGCUCCGGCGCGAGCUCUAGGCACGGCGGACAACUGCGGCCGGACCUCUUCGUCGGCGUGGCGCGGCGGAUGCAGGCGCGGGGUCUCGCGACGGCGCACGAGGUAGCAGCGUUCGAGGUGGCCAACGCGCGGGCGGUGGCGGCGCUGGUGGCGGACGAGCGCGUCGACUGCGACCUGCGGGCGGUGACGGCGGGCGACGUGUUCGUGGACGCGGGGGAGGCGGCGCGGGCGGCGCAGCUGUGGGACGCGCUGUCGCGGCUGCGCAGCGACGGCAGCGGCGGCGGCGGCGCCCCGCUGCUGCCGGACGUGGUCGCGCACCUCGACCCCGCCGCCGCCGAGGCCGCGUCCGGCGUGCGCGGCGCCCGCGCCGCCUUCACCUACCCGGCCGCCACCCUCGCCCCCUACAAGCUCGCCAUGCACCUGCUCGCCGCGGCGGUAGCGCGCGGCGCCAACCUCCAGACGCGCACCCCCGUCGACGCCGUCGACGGCCCCGACGCCCGCGGCCGCUGGACCCUGUCGACCGCCCGCGGGCCCACCCGCGCGCGCCACGUCCUCUUCGCCACCGGCGCCUACCUCGCCGGCCUGCUGCCCGAGUACGCCGACGCCGUGUGCGCGGCGCGCGGCGCCGCGUGCCGGGUCGUCGUUUCCCCCCCCGCGUCUCCGCCGCCGCUCGCGCUGGGCGCGUGUACGCUCGACGCGCCGUGCGCCGGGGCAGCGGCGGCGGCGGCGGCAGGCGACGCGGCCUACGCGGUGCGCGCGCCGGACGGCAGCCUGGUGCUGGGCGGCGGCGCGGGGCGCGCGUUCGCGGCGCCGCCCGCGCUCUGGCACCGCAACUACGACGACGCGACGCUGAUGGCGCCGGCGACGCGGCACUUCGGCGGCUGGGCGGCGCGUACGCUGCUCGGGUGGGAGGCGGUGCCGGCGCGCGUGGACAGCGAGUGGACCGGCGUCGUGGGCUGCUCCGCCGACGGCGCGCCCCACGUCGGCCCCGUGCCCGGCCGCCCGGGGCUGCACGUCUGCGCCGGGUUCGACGGCGGCGGCCUGCCCAACGCCCUGCUCUGCGCCCGCGGCCUCGCCCGCAUCGUCCGCGACGGCGCCCCUUUCGCCGACGCAGGCGUCCCCGCCUGCUACGAGACCACCGCCGAGCGCCUCCGGCAGAUAUCGGAGGCGGAGGCGGCGGCGGAGGCGGCGACGGCGGGCCGCGCGCGGGCGGAUGUUUAUCUCAAGUUCUGA